AUGUCGAGUGAAAUUAUUUCAAUAUCGGGUGGAUUACAUGCAUCAUCAUCAUCCCAUGGAACCUCACCAUCAUCUCCUGGAUCGUAUGGAUCCUCACAAGUAUUGAACGGUGGUGAUUUUAUGGUGAGCCGUUUUAGGAGAAUGAUUGAAGAUGUUUGUAUCUUAUCAUUGGAUCGGAACGGAAUGAAUGAAAUUAUUAAAACCAAAUAUGAUGAGAGUGUUCAAAAACUUGUCAUGAGCCAAUCACCGUUAUCUACAACAACAACAACAACAUCUCCAGAAGUAUCAGCACAAAUUUCCAAUGAAGCCUCAACUAACUCGAAUGUAGAUCCGAAAAGUAUCCAAAAUUAUUCAUCAAUAACUACACCAAUAAUUGGUGAUAAUCAUGCAUUAACUACCAAUCAUUCCGAGACUGAAUCAUCUUCAUCAUGUGCAAUCAUUUAUCUCAAACGUGAAGCUUCAUUAAUCACCAGUUAUCCCAAAUCAAAAAAAAAGCAAAAAAAGCAAACAGAAAUAAUGAACACAGUUCAAGAAGAUUCAUUUCUAGGUGGUUCAGAUUUGACUCCAUUGAGCUUGCAAUUUUUCACAUUUCCGAAUGAUAUGAUUGUUCAAGUGAUUGCAUGUAAAGCAGCAGAAGGAGUAGAUAAAAGCGAUUCUAUUGGAAACAUCAUGAAGAAGAAUAAUUCUGCUUCGAAACAAGCAACACAGCAACAUAAUGCAGCUAGUAGUGAUGAGAAUUUCCCAUUUGUUACUGAGAGCAUUGAUGUGAGGAAGCAUCCACUCUUGAAAAGUAUAUUUGCUACUGAGGAAAUGAUCGGAGGUGAUCCAGACAGCAAUGCACUCUCACCGAUUGUCAACGAGGAUGACAAUAAUAGCUUUGAUGAAGACAAUGUGAAUACUGAGGACGCAGAGAUGGAUUACGAAAAUUACAUCGAAAACGCAAAGCUUCAUCCACCUGCACGCAGUUAUCACACGUUCAUUAACACUGACGCACAAGGAUUUAAAUAUUAUGGAUUUUGCUUUACAAAAUUUUUCACAUACCGAAUUACGAAAGUUGGUGACAAGAAUGAGAAGAAUGUGGAAGUUUUUAUUCGAAUCCCUUCAUGCAUUUGCAUGCUUUCUCGAUUUGCAUUUCAUUCUACUUUUUUACGGUUUUUCUCACAUCUCGAUCAAUAUUUGUUUGAAAUUAAUGGAGGGUUCGCAAAGCCCAACGGUGCAGGAUAUUAUGUUUUUGAUGAAGAGUUACUACAUUAUAUUUAUGACUUUUUCAACAGCACACAACUACAACAGCUACCAAAACAAAUUGAGAACUCGUCAAAAACCGACGACAACGAAGAUAAUAAUUGUGCCAUUUAUGACAAAUUGAUUAUACAUUUUUCUCAAAAAACAAAAACGCUUUCAGACAUCAAUAACACAGAGAAUGGAUUUUCGUCAUCAAACGAACUGCCAUCAUCCUUUUCUGAUUUUAAAGUGGAGUUUGACAAGCUCUUAUUUAUUGGAUCAAAAGAAGAACACUUUAAAGAAGCUUCACUCUUUGAGAAUGAGCGCGUUUUUGAGGAUGAUACUCUGGGUGAGGAUAGCACUGUUCUCUCACGUAGACUCUAUAAUUUUGACAGCUCAUCAGAUUUGUCGGCAAGCAAUGGAUAUUUCCCAAAUUCACCGUCUGAAGACGUAUCACAACAAUCACCUUUUAAGCAACCAAUUUCUUCCACAACUCCAGUUCUGAAUUUCCCAUCAUUUCCAACAUGCGAUUUUGACUUCUCCAUUCUUACCAAUGCUCUCAACAUUGAUUGCAUUGUUACCAUUGUAAAUUAUUUAGCUCUUGAAAAGCCCAUCAUUUUCCAUAGUGUGAACCUUUUCAGAAUGGUCAUGGUUAUGGAGAGUUUACGACACUUGAUUUACCCAUUCAGACUCACCUCAAUUUACAUACCAAUAGCUCACGAGAAGAUUAUUAAUUUCUUAGAGGCUCCUUUUCCAUACAUGGUUGGUACACAUAGUGAAGUCAUGUGGAAUCAUUUUCGUAUUGGCUUUGAAAAGCAAUCGUUUUUACGAAGAACCAUUAGUCCACAAUUCAACACGUUACCCUCCUCCAACUCAUCUUCUUCGAACAAGAUUAGUAUUAUUACAAUGAAUGAGACCAAGGCCAACAAUGUUGCAAAUAGUUCUGAUUACGAAAUGAUCAACAUUCCAGAAGGAGUAUGCAUUGUGAAUCUUGACGAUGAUCGAAUUCAAUUUGUUGGAGAGGAACCAAAUUUAGUUUCAAAUUCUAGCAGAAAUUGGAAAUGGUCUCAGACACUCAUCAGUUACAUUAAAGACAGUUUGGAAAAGAGUAGAAAAGACAUUGAGAGGAGUGAAAAAGAUUACAUGUCAACAAUUUUGAAAUAUAGCCCCAAGAUUGAAAACAAACCUCUACAAGGCACUGUUUCACAAAUCAGCAGAAAGGACAGUCUACUCAUGCGAAAGAAAAGAUCGAGUGAGACACUUGCGAAAAUGGUCAUGUUGAAAAAUCUUACAAAUAAGGAGCAAGAAGAGGAAGAAGUCACUGGCAAUGAUCCUCUACAGGCUCCCAAGUCUCCUCAUAGCACGAAAACCACGACUCAGAACUCAACAUCCGAGUCGAACCAUGGUGUCACCACGAAAACAAGUGCAGCGUCACCGUCGUUGCAAUCUGGAACCAGAAAGAGAUCAUCAGCGGUCAAACAAAAUCAAGCCUUCAUCGAAACAGGCUCUAAGGAAGACUCCUCUGCUUCUCCAACUUCUACUACAUCGUUUCAAGUAUCCUCCCCAGGUGUCACCAAUAGUCCAAUGUCAUCGUCUAGCUCAACAACCAGUACUGCAUCUAAUUCUACCCCUUCACCUCAGACCAUUCGUAAAAGAUCCCUAUUUGAAAAACAUUCAACCACCCUCAAAUGUCCACAUCCUAUUCGUGAAAUAUUUAUCAAUGUAUUUGUUCGAUUAUUGACGUGUUAUGAAUUAUUUGUGCAGUACGAAUCAUUUAAUCCAAAGGAUGACAUGAACAUGAAUGCAAUAUUUUCAAUUGAAAAGUUUUUGAGCUUGGAUAAUAGUGGAAGUUUUAACCAAGCUUAUCGCGCUUCCACAAAGAUCAAACCAAACGGAUCUGGUACUGAUAAUUUUGGAGGUCAUGUCGACUCACAAUUUCUACGAGAAUUCUUCAAGACUCAAAUUUUCCACUUUUUCCUUCAAAAGAAGUGUGAAUUAUUUUGGAAUUUACAUCACAUUGUGAAAAUUAGAGAUCAAGAACCUGUUACCAAUAAGCUUCAUGUACACUCACAAUCUCUUCCACAACUUUCCCUCUCAUAUGGAUCAUCAAAUUCCAUGGUCGUCAAUGUUACCAAUACAUUUUACAAACUAUUCGACUGCAAGAUGCAACAAAACACCGAACGCUUUGUGUUAAAUGUAUUGCUGUUGAACUCUUCCUACAGAAGAUGUUUUUUAUACAAGAGAGGACGCUUUAGAAAAUCAUGGAAGAAGCGCUUUUUCGUUUUGAGAGAUGACAACACCUUACUGUAUUAUGAUGGACCAGACGAAAAUCAACUCAAAGGUUCAAUCAAAUUAACCAAUGAUGGUCAUGCAAAAAUUAUACCUGUAAAAGUUCAAGAAAAACGACAUUUCGAAGGAAGCGGCGAUGAAGACGCCCAUUACGUAUGGACAAAAUCUCAACAACAAGAAUUCAUUAAUUUAUUACGUUCAACCAAAAACACGGAUCAAGAGAAUGCAUCAGAAGAUAUUGAUGGAAUCCCACCUGUCACUGAACAAUUUCCAACACCGUUCGUUUUUGCAAUAUACAUUCCUGGUAUUCGAUUGCUUUUCUGCUGUGCAGAAUCAGAGAGGUCUCGUGAGGAAUGGCUUCGAGUAUUGCGUGCAAAAGUAAUGCCACUCGAAUUUCUAAAUCUCAUGAAAGAGUAUUUGGCACAACUUCAAAAACACAAACAUGAAAAAAAGAGCCACAACAACAAUUCAUCAACAAUUCAGCCGAUAUCGAAUCAUUUAACACAGAUUGCCCUCUCCAACUCUGGUUUAAACCACCAUUCUCAUUCGUCACCAAAUUUACAACAUAGUAUGUUGUUACAACAACCACAACCACAGCAACAGCAACCAAUAGUCAUGUAUCGAACCUUUGAAUUUAUUCCAAAAUCAUUCAAGCUUAAUAUUGUGAGUGGUCACAAGGAUGCUACGAGCAACACGACUUCGACUCGCAAUUUCAUGGACCACUUGUUUAAUAGAAUGCCACUAGAGGAAUAUAUACUUCGAACAUCACUACAACAAAUUGACUAA
Naegleria lovaniensis is the source of this 4296-nucleotide messenger RNA. RefSeq lists its product as uncharacterized. The transcript has a single exon. Gene Ontology annotation, molecular function: small GTPase binding; guanyl-nucleotide exchange factor activity. NCBI's taxonomy places the organism in Eukaryota, Heterolobosea, Eutetramitea, Acrasida, Naegleriidae. The coding region runs from base 1 to 4296 and encodes 1431 amino acids. The record is from RefSeq and is a predicted model, not a curated record.